AUGACAGCCGCAGAGAUCCCAAAGACAAUGAAGGCCGCCCAGGUCGUCGAGUUCAACAAACCGUACGUAAUCAACACCGUACCGGUCCCAACUGACCUCGGACCGCUUGACAUUCUCGUCAAAAUCGCCGUCGCGUCUUACUGUCACACGGACACCGUGGUCCAGAUGGGUUACCUGCCGGUCGGCCUCCCUCUCACCGCAUCUCAUGAAGGCUCCGGCACCGUCGUAGCUGUUGGUUCGUCCGUCACAAACUUCAAGCCGGGCGACCGGGCCAUGUGCGGAGUGCCGCUGGGUUUGUGCGGCGAGUGCGCCGAAUGUACCGGCCCUGAAAACUACACGCAUUACUGCACGAAACAGAAGGGCAUUCUCGGCAUUCAGGUCGAUGGCUGUUUUGCCGAAUACGUCCGGGCUGAUUCGCGGACCAGUGUCCUCAUCCCUGGUUCCGUUUCAUUGUUGAGUGCUGCACCACUGGCUUGCGCCGGACGGUCGGCCUGGAGGGGGGUGCUGCAGGCUGGGCUGGAGAAGGGGCAAUGGCUCGCCUUUGUCGGUUCCGGCGGCGGAUUAGGGCACCUGGGGAUACAGAUGGCAAAGGAUCUCGGGUUGCGCGUUAUUGGCAUUGACGUCCGAGAUGAAGGACUGGAGCUGUCAAGGAAGAGCGGCGCAGAUGUUGUCCUUGAUGCGAGAGAGGGGAACGCCGAAGUAGUUAGCAAGUUGCAGGAGGCGACUGGCGGCGUGCUUGCAGAUGCGACUGUCAACCUGGCUGAUGCCGAUCAAGCUGCUGGGUUGGCUUGCGCGGUAACGAAGAUGCAUGGCACGAUGCAUCAGCUUGCCCAGCCGGCCGAAGUAAAGAUCCCUUUCAUGGAGCUUAUACUGCGGAACAUCAAGGUUAGGGGUAGUCUGACUUGCUCGCGUGGGGAGACGGUGACUAUGGUGGAGCAUAUUGAGAAGCAUGGCAUCAAGCUCGAGAACAACAUCUUUCACGGGCUCGACAAAAUCCAUGAGGCUCUUGAACUGGUCCACAGCGGCAAGAUUAGCGGCAAAGCAGUCAUUAUUGUGGACGAGGAGCAGGUGGAAAACGACAAAAAGACUGGGACCAAAUAUUAA
This is a messenger RNA of Colletotrichum truncatum, 1104 nucleotides long. RefSeq names its product alcohol dehydrogenase GroES-like domain-containing protein. NCBI's taxonomy places the organism in Eukaryota, Fungi, Ascomycota, Sordariomycetes, Glomerellales, Glomerellaceae. Gene Ontology annotation, cellular component: cytoplasm. Gene Ontology annotation, molecular function: alcohol dehydrogenase (NAD+) activity. The record is from RefSeq and is a predicted model, not a curated record.